Molecule: messenger RNA, 2658 nt
Organism: Cyprinodon variegatus (sheepshead minnow)
Lineage: Eukaryota; Metazoa; Chordata; Actinopteri; Cyprinodontiformes; Cyprinodontidae
Gene: etv1
Product: ets variant 1
Exons: 13
Coding region: 208-1839 (543 amino acids)
Biological process (GO): cell differentiation; regulation of transcription by RNA polymerase II
Cellular component (GO): nucleus
Molecular function (GO): DNA-binding transcription factor activity, RNA polymerase II-specific; sequence-specific DNA binding
Source: RefSeq, a predicted model, not a curated record
AGGGGUGCAGGUGGACUAUGCCUGAGUGUUUUGAAUAUUAUCAAACAAUGAUGCAAAGUUAUUAUAGAUCAUUUAAGAGGCCAUACUCACUGAUACUGAGCCUACCCGUGCGCACCGCCUGCAUCCGGGCGUGAUUGACUGCCCGCAGCUAUCUGAUCCACUGAAAGGCAUUGACAACCAAUAGGGAGCAGAGCGCCGCUUGUUUCCAUGGGAGGCCCCGGGAGGCGAUGCCAAGCCGCCCAGAACAAGCACAGAGAGCGGGGAGACGCUCAGACAGCAGCCGGGACCGGUGCAGAUCCUGCCGGCGGCUCCGUGGCUUUCUGUGCCUGGAUGAAAACGACGCGAAGGCGCCAGCGCCUGAAAGGAGUGGGACAGGAUACAGACUGGAGGUCUUGGAAAAUGGAUGGAAAUCAUGACCAGCAGGUGCCUUAUUGUAACUCCAUAAAGCUGCAAAGGAAGACAUCGAGCUAUGGAAGUCCAGCAAACGAAAGAAAAAGAAAAUUCAUUAAGUCCGACCUGGCUCUGGACACUGAAGAGCUCUUCCAGGACCUCAGUCAGCUGCAGGAGACUUGGUUGGCAGAAGCUCAAGUUCCAGACAAUGAUGAGCAGUUUGUUCCAGACUUCCAGACAGAAAACUUGGCUUUCCACGGACUGCAGCUGAAGAUCAAGAGGGAGCUGCAUAGCCCAUGCUCAGAGCUGAGCUCCAACUGCAGUCAGGAGCGGCCCUUCAAGCUCCAGUAUGGAGAGAAGUGCCCGUACAGCAUCAGUGCCUAUGAGCAGAAGCACCACACAGGAAUGAAGCCCUCCAGCCCAGUGACGCCCCCCUGCAGCACCCCUGUGUCCCCUCUUCACCAUGGUUCACCCACAUUGGCCCCCACGCCCAAACCGGACCGGACUUACGCCCACAUGCCGCCCUCACAGCCUCUCCCUGACAGCGCCUACUCCAUGGACCACAGAUUUAGACGUCAGCUCUCUGAGCCGUGCCACUCAUUCCCCUCCCCACCGACGAUGGCUCGGGACAGUCGGCCCAUCUACCACAGGCAGCUGUCAGAGCCCAGCAUCCCCUUCCCUCCACAAGGCUUCAAGCAAGAGUACCCUGACCCCCUGUUCGAGCACCCAGCCAUGAUGGGGGCACCGCUUCCUCACGGGUACCCGGCCAGCAUGAUGAUCAAGCAGGAGCCGAGGGACUUCACCUACGACUCAGCAGAAGUGCCUAGCUGCCAUUCUGUCUACUUACGACAAGACGGCUAUCUGGCUCACACUAACAGGACUGAAGGUUGUAUGUUUGACAAAGUGCAGAGGCAUUUCUACGAUGAUACCUGUGUGGUACCUGAAAAGGUAGAAGGUGAUAUCAAGCAGGAGGCAGCCCUGUACCGGGAGGGUCCAUCAUAUCAGCGCCGAGGCUCAUUGCAACUCUGGCAGUUCCUGGUGGCUCUUCUUGAUGACCCGUCAAACUCCCACUUUAUCGCCUGGACCGGCCGUGGCAUGGAGUUUAAACUUAUCGAGCCUGAAGAGGUGGCACGUCGAUGGGGGAUACAGAAGAACCGGCCAGCUAUGAAUUAUGACAAACUCAGCAGGUCGCUUCGUUACUACUACGAAAAGGGAAUCAUGCAGAAGGUCGCUGGGGAGAGAUACGUCUACAAGUUUGUCUGUGACCCCGAGGCCUUGUUCUCCAUGGCGUUCCCCGACAACCAGCGACCGGUGUUAAAGACGGACAUGGAGCGGCAGAUCAACGAGGAGGACACGGUGCCGCUGUCGCACUUUGACGAGAACAUGGCGUACGUUCAGGAGGGGCCCUACUGCCAACCUCAUCCCUACAGCGAAGGCUACGUUUAUUAACAACACACACCUUCGCUCGCUGUGCUGCCCCGCCUCCUCCGUACACCUGAGACUGCCAUGUCCUCUGAUUCACAGUCGCUCCGGGAAAAAACUGAACUCACCCACAUGCAGACACACAAGCACACACGUGGAUACACACAAACACACACAGUGACACUUCUCUCAGUAUGUCUGACAUACACACACUCAUUCAACCCCUUUUUUUUCUGCUCUUGAGUUUCUGACGUCCAGAGAGUGCACUUUAUGGACAGGAACAGCACCAGAGUCUGUGUGUUUGACUUUUUUUAAAUGUUUGUGCAUUAAUGCUGAAAGCAUUCUGCCUAUUUUUCUUUAUAAACGUCAUCAUUUUUAGCAUGUGCUGCCCUGAUUAGACUGGAUUCAGCAGCUUAAACUUUGGUUUCCUGCAAAAAGGACUUUUCUUUACAGACAAGUGAAGCAGAUACAAGGAAUAAAUUUAAUUUUGUCUUAAUGCAAAUAUCUUCUGGAAAUGUAACAGUACUUCCACAAUGAAGAGAAGGUUCUUUAAAAGACUGAUGUGACGGGGAAAAAGUGUGAUUUGAACUGAGUAGAUCACUACUUCCUCUCCUCGAGGCUGGCCAAUGUUCUCUGCCAUGACUUCAACCAAACUGUGGGUCUCGCCAUGUUCGUGUUUUUUCUGUAACAGCAUAACCUCCACCGGAUCAUUUCCUUAUCAGUGCAAAAAAAAAAAAGACAAAAUGUGUGGGUCCCAAUUCGUCCCACUGUGAGAAUGCACUGGAGAACAAACGGCCUGUGUUUAGGAUAAUCACCAGAGAAAAUAACUCAGUCGCUGUGUAAAAA